Molecule: messenger RNA, 2019 nt
Organism: Diorhabda carinulata
Lineage: Eukaryota; Metazoa; Arthropoda; Insecta; Coleoptera; Chrysomelidae
Exons: 5
Coding region: 1-2019 (672 amino acids)
Source: RefSeq, a predicted model, not a curated record
AUGGAACGUCUGUGCGCGGAACGAACGCAACUUAAAAGAUUUUUCACGAUUGCCGUGAAUGGUUGUAAAGAAACCUUUGGAAAACCUGAGGCAACCGUCGAGGAGGAUGGUACCCAGGCAAAGGAACUGUUGAGUAGCUAUCCUGGAUCGGCGGCCAAUUAUCCGAAGGCUUUUGGCCAACUGAAAAAUCGUUUUGGCCGUAACGAAUUGCUGAUUGAGUUGUAUAUUAGGGAGCUACUCUCAUUGGUCUUGGUACAGGCAUCGGGCAAAGUUUAUUUGACUCUCGCACAGCUUUAUGACAAGUUAGAAACCCAGCUAAUGGCCUUGGAAAGUUUGAGAGUUACAUCAGAAAAAUACGCGUGCAUGCUCGCGCCGUUAGUUAAAUCCGUACUUCCUGAGUCAAUUUUACGGGAAUGGGAGUCUAGGAGCACGUUUUCUGUCCCUAAGGAAAAGGGCGCUGCACCAAAGAGCAGUGCUGGGAAUGUCAAGUCCUCGACUGGAAAGUACACCACAGCUGCUGACCUAGUAGGUAUUGAGUCCACUGAAGGCACUGAAGAUGUCAGUUGCAUUUUUUGCAAGAAUUCUCACAAUACCCAAUUGUGUUCAGAGGCGAGGGACAAGAGCAAAAAGGAUAAAAUUAAGCUCCUCAGAGCUGAAAGCCGCUGUUUUAAGUAUCUGAAAAAAUUCCACGGGAAACGGCCCUGUAAGAAAAAGCUGUGUUGCUUAGUUUGUGCUGAACCUCAUGUUACUGUGAUGUGCCCAGUUCCUGGUAACCUGAAUUCAACGUCUACUGAAACUAGUAAGGCAGCUAAGGAAGAAAACGAUGUAGAGCACAACUAUGCUAGUAUCCAGAGUGCGCCAGUAUUGAUGCAGACAUUGAGGGUUCGUUUGAAAGGAGAAAAUCCUGUCACCACCAGGUUGUUGAUUGACAUAGGUUCUCAAAGAAGUUAUAUAACUCAAGCGCUGGCUGCCAGAAUGCGCUAUGAACCGAUCCGCACUAAGAACUUGGUUCAUGCAUUGUUUGGUGCGAGCAAGACUGAACCCAAGACGCAUCAAUGCUAUAAGUUCUUGACUCGGAACAGAUUUGUCACGCCAUUCCCUCCAUUCCUUCGCGAGAAGCAAAUCGAGUUGACUGACGACAGACAGGGCCCAAUUGACAUUAUUGUUGGAGCGGACGUCGCGGGAAAGCUACUCACCGGGACGCGCGAGGAAUUAAGCUGUGGUUUGGUUGCUAUCGAAACUAGCCUAGGUUGGACCAUAAUGGGCCGCGUUAAGGACGCUGAGACAAGUUGCAUGGUUAACAUCAGUUUGCACUGCGCCCAGGAGUUCGACCCUUCUGAUAUGUGGAGGUUGUAUGUGUUGGGCACCCCUUUUAUUGAGCAAAGCCAGGCAACGUUCCGUAAAAGAGAUUGGCCAUGUAGAGUGCCAUUUUUGGUUAGAUUCUUCCACGGCCCUGUGUUGGAUCAAGAAAGGGGAGUAUUUGUGUUCAACAGGGUUAAGGAUAUUCGUUUUCUGACUGAUCCUGAUACGUGGAAACAUGUGCCAGGGGCGAUUAACCCAGCAGAUCUCCCUAGCCCAAGGGGUUGUUUUCCUGAAGAACUUCUUGACUCCAAAUGGUGGGAGGGGCCGAGAUGGUUGUACGGGCCUUGUUCUGAAUGGCCUAACUGCGAUGUCCCUCCUGAUGAAAAUGAAGUUCAAAUGGAAAGGAGAAAAACGCCUGUGGGCCAAGGCAUUGGAAGUCGAGUCUCCAUCGCUCCAGGAGAAUCGGGUAAGGGACGUUCGUGUGUUCGAAAUCAGUGGCACGGAUUUUGCUGGUCGACUCUCUCGAAGAAGAAAUGGAUCAAGGCUGAGGUCGAACCAGAAAGUGAUUCUGGUGGUUCAGCUACCGGCGAUUCUCCAGUUGAUUCACAAGUAAAGGUCGUUGCUUCACCACCCCAAAUCCAAGAAGCUCAGCCUAUUAAUUCUGAAGACCCUCCGAUGAAGGUUCAUCAUGUGGAAACCAGAUGUGGAAGAAGAUGA